AUGUCGACAAAAGCAGCAUCGCCACUAUCAUCAAAUCCACCCCAGCCCAACAACCUCGCGGCCGAUCUCAAACCGCAAGGCAAUGAAGGCGCACCGAAGGUGAAGCCCUGCUGCGUAUGCAAAGACGAGAAGUCCGCACGAGACGAAUGCAUGCUCUUCUCCAACGCCUCGGACCCGCAGGACGCGUGUAAAGACCUAGUGGGCAAAUACAGGAGCUGCAUGGCGAGCUAUGGGUUCAACAUGGCAUAG
Molecule: messenger RNA, 249 nt
Organism: Saxophila tyrrhenica
Lineage: Eukaryota; Fungi; Ascomycota; Dothideomycetes; Mycosphaerellales; Extremaceae
Gene: COX17
Product: Cytochrome c oxidase copper chaperone
Exons: 3
Coding region: 1-249 (82 amino acids)
Biological process (GO): mitochondrial respiratory chain complex IV assembly
Cellular component (GO): mitochondrial intermembrane space
Molecular function (GO): copper chaperone activity; copper ion binding
Source: RefSeq, a predicted model, not a curated record